This is a messenger RNA of Lethenteron reissneri (Far Eastern brook lamprey), 6280 nucleotides long. RefSeq names its product rhophilin-2-like. NCBI's taxonomy places the organism in Eukaryota, Metazoa, Chordata, Hyperoartia, Petromyzontiformes, Petromyzontidae. The record is from RefSeq and is a predicted model, not a curated record. Gene Ontology annotation, biological process: negative regulation of stress fiber assembly; signal transduction. Gene Ontology annotation, molecular function: protein binding.
UGGCUGCUGGUGCUGCGUUAUACCACGUAGAGGGAGGGACACCAAACCCAGACCCCAGCAACCAACCAAGGACGUGGGUGGACAGGUAGACAGGUAGACAGGUGGGUGGAUACGCAGGUGGGGCCAUCGGCGAGGUAGGUUAUCAGUGGGGCAGGUAGGUGGGCGAUAAUUUGAGGAGGGAAAGGUACGAGUUGGUGGUGGUGGUGGUGGGGGGAGGCGCGGUGUUUUUGGUCGGUGCCGAGCGAAGAGGCGAGGUUUGAGCGGAUAAAUCCGGCAUGAUCGAGACCCAGGCGAGUGACUGCGUGAAUGAGAAGAUGGAGGAGGAGGUGGCGGGGGAGGAGGACGAGGAGGAUGAAGAGGGCGUUGGCUUGAGAAAGGGCUGCGAUCCGUUCUACAUGACACGCCGUGGCAAGCUGCAGACGGAGCGGAGGAAGCUCAACGAUCAAAUAAUUCGGGAGGCACGGCUUCGCGAGGGCGCGCAGAACCUCUACAGGGCGACCAACAACACGAAGGUGCGCGAGUCCGUGUUUCUGGAGCUGAGCUUCGUGAACUCGAACCUCCAGCUGCUGUGGGAGUUGCUCGCCCAGGUCAACGGCUCCGUCGACGUCUACCAGCCGGAGAGCACCACCGUGGCCAUUCCCAUGAUCCCGCUGGGUCUCAAGGAGACGGAGGAAAUCGACUUCACGACUGAAAUACAGGAAUUCAUAUGCGAGCACUACGGAGAGGAUGGGUCCAAGUACCUGCCCGAAAUAAAGGAAUUCAUGGCGCUGAGACAGGCUGCGCGCACUCCGACGCGGGACGAGGCCGGCCUGGGCCUGCUCAUGGAGUACUGCUCGCAGCUGGCGGCGGCCGAGGCGCGCUUCUUCCCCCCGUAUCGCAGGACGAAGAUUCGCUUCACCUGGUGCGACUCUCUGUCGGGGCUGCCCUGCGAGGACCGGGAGGCUGGGUUUGAGCGAGCGAGCGUGCUGCUUAACGUGGGAGCCCUCUACACGCAGAUCGCCGCGCGAUGCGACCGCACCGCGCUCGCCGGCAUCGACAGCGCCAUCGCCGCCUUCCAGCGCGCCGCCGGUGUGCUGAGCUACCUGGCGGAGGCGCUGCCGCACCCGCAGACGGCGGACCUGUCGCCCGCGUGCCUGGCGCUGCUGGUGCGCGUGUGCGCGAGCCAGGCGCAGGAGUGCGUCUUUGAGCGCUUGUGCCACGCUGGCCUCCACAACAACUUCCACUCGCUCCUCACGGCAGCGCAGGAGGCCGCCAAGGUGGCGGAGGACUACACGGGGGUGGUAGGCGCCAUGCAGCAGCCGGAGCUGGCGGAGGUGCUGCCCUUCUGCUGGAAGUCGCUGCUCAGGGCCAAGUCGGAGCACUUCGGCGCUGUCGCUCACUACUACCUGGCGCUCGCACUGCUCGACCACGCACCGGCGCCGGGCGAGGACUCACGCGACCAGGAGAAGGCCCUCAUGGACGUUCACGAGACGUUGCCCGAGGGACCCUCCAUGCACGUCGUCGUGACGAACCUCGACGAGCGUACCAAGCUAGCGUUGGGCCACCUGAGCAAGGCGGUGUGGCGGCACGAGGAUGCGGUGCGCACCGCAUCCUCUCUGGGGAGGCUCGGCGACCUGCAGAACUUCCUGGCCACGGCGCGCGACCAGGCGAAGACGCGGCUCGCCAAGUUCGAAACCGACGGCGGCUUCAUCAACUCGUCGGAGGCCCCCGAAAUCGCCCCGGAAACCCAUCACAACCCAGAACUGAAGCCCCCGGUGUUCGACAAAGUGGAGGGCACAGACAUCUUCCGCCGGCUGGGCCCCCUGUCGGUCUUCUCGGCCAAACAGUGCUUGAGCAAGCCUCGCAAGGUGCACCUGUCCAAGCCGGCGGAGGGAUACGGCAUGCGGCUCGGAGGCGAUUCGCCCGUCCGCGUCGUGCUGGUCCAGCCUGGGAGCGCCGCCAUGCGAUCGGGCAUCAAGGAAUGUGACUACAUCAUCGGGGUCGGAGGUCAGGACUGCCGCUGGUUGGGUCAAGCGGCCGUCGCCGACCUCAUGACCCAAGCCGGGAUGGCUGGGGUGGAGGUGGAGGUCGUGACCCCGCUGAGGUUGCUCACCUUCAGCGAGGGCUCGCCGGAGCAGCGGCGGAUCGACAGCAGCCCCAGGCCGCUCGCCACAGGCACCAUCACGGGCGCGUCGACGCUGACGAGCGGCGAGCGGGUUCGCGGGCGCAAGACCCUGCGCGACAAGGUGUCGUCGCUCUUCGGGCGCAAGAAGAGCCGCCCCAAGAGCGUGCCCGGCACGCUGAGCAGCAUGUUCGACAGCACCAAGGACUGGCGCGGGUACUGACGCGCGCGGGUCGACUCGUGGCGCCGGACGAGACGUCGGAAAAACGAACCGAUUUCUCCCGCGCCUGUCGCCUGCGGAGCGUGAAUGUCGACCGCUUAGGAUUGUUGCUGAAUUGCAUGCGAACGAUGUUACUUUGUGCCUUGAGGAUGACGGAGACAGCGAGACUGUGGGCGAGAUGAUGGUAAAAAAAAAAAGCAAUAAAAACCAGAUGAUGACGGGACGUGGAGCGGGGGUGGUGACGAAGAAUCGUUUUUUGUAUCAAUUUUUUUGAGCACGAGUUGCAACAAUUCAUCGAAUCACUGGGUCGGUGAAUUGUUGUGCGUCAACCGAACAGCCUUGGUCGGUGUGCAGGCAGUGGCAACUGCACACGGGCUAGGGUUCCACAGACGGCAAUCCGCCAUUAGUCCACCCCUUUUUUGCCACCUUAAGUCUACCAAUCGACAGGGGGUCUCGAACUUGAACGGCGUGCGCGCCAGUGUAGGCCGCACGUAUGCGACCGCGUUCCGUGACAUUAUUUAACGGCGGAUUGGACGGACUGCAAAGCUAGACUGCGGAAACCACCCCCUCCUCCCCCCCCAUAGGGACUUGAUGUACCGGAUCUGUGCCAAGUCUGUUCCCUUUGUCGUUUGAAUUCUGGGUCUUCACUCUGUGGUAAUGCCACAAGGUGGCCCUUGUUGCUACCGGCAGCGCCGUUCAAUGAAUAAAUAAAGCGUCAAAAUCCGACGUUCAUUUCUCGGUCACGUGAUAAAAACUCUUUGUCUUUCUCAGAAACUCGAAGUUUCAUACCUUCAAACGAGAUGACUACUUUUUUUCUUAAAGAAAAGAAACUUUGAAAACGAAUACAAAAUAAUAUUGUUAUUAUUAUAUGAAUUGUUGCUGUUUAAUAUAUUUUUUUUAAAUGUCAUGUAAAAAAGGUUGGGAGGGGAGUGGAAAAAAGAACGCGCCGAACGCAAUCGCUCCCGUGGUAUGGUUUUGUCUGUGGUCGACGGCUGUAACUGAUCGAUUGCGGUCACAACUUUGAAGGCGAUGACCGUGGCACCGGCAUGUUUUUUUUGUCGGAGCUUUAAGAUGCCUUCACCAUGCUCGCACUCACGGAUUCUUCACGCGACUGCGGUUGUGUUUGUACCGAUAGCUUGACACGAUCAGCAGUGUUUGUAUGCGUGGUCAUCCUGCUGUUUACUUGCAUUAAUCUUUUUCUUUCUUUCAAAUGUCCAUGUUAUUUAUUCGUUUUGUCUCAUUGCAUUUGUUAAGGCGCUGGUGCAGGACCCAUCAAAAGACAUUUGACUGGUUCAGUAAAGCAAAAGUGGGCUUGGGCAGGGAUGUCGUGGCUCAGAAUAGAGACUGAUGGCCGGUGGUCAGCAUUGAGGACAGAGUGGCAGCCAAAGAAGGGAGCACUGCCCAGGAGGCAUCGAUCGAUGGAGAUGAAGCUAUGAAAUGGGCUCGUGUGUAGGAUCCAGACAGAUUUUUGGAAGAUGAUGAUGGCUUGGUAGGAGGCCUUCAUGUAGCAGUGGAUAGAUCAUAGCUGAUAAUGAUGAUGACUAGAUUAGAGGGAAGUGUUCCCAGUGUGUCUUGAUGGUCGUGGCAUCUAAACUGAAACUAAAAUUUACCAUGAAUUAAACAUUUUCCUUAAAUUGCCUAGGAAAGUCCCCUCUGAGUCCAAUUCAAUUCUUUUUUCAGGAGGGUCCUGCACUGGUACGUUUGUAGAAUUAAUUUAAAAUGAGAGUUUAGCUUCAUGUGGGAGGAAAUCGGAAGCAUGCAGAGGAACCGCACCAUGAGCAAGGCGUGAGACACGCAACGUUUGCAUCCUUCGCUUGCCCCUUGCGGAGCCACAUGCCUACAACAACUUGGCAAGCUCCGGUCGUAUCUCAUCCAAAUCCGUGACCAGGAUCAACGCCUUCCGAUCUGACAAGAUCUGAUGAGCGAGAGGGCACUUGCCUGAUCUCGCUGGAUCUCAGACGCUAAGCUUCCGAGCCUGGUUAGUAUUUUGGAUGCGAGACCAAGCUGCCAAUACAGGUGGUAAUAUGGCUUGAACUAUUAUGCAGUGUCUAGAAUGUAGCAGCACUUUUUUUAAACAAGAGUCCGGAACAAAGCACGAGCAAUUUAAAAUAAAUAAAUAAACAGGGAUCGUGGUGGGGGCACGGAAAUUCCAGCGGACGAAAGCCCGAGGUGCGGUGUUCACGGGGAAAAGGAGGGAGAGGAGGUGGGCUCACCUACCCCACUACUAACGUAGGGACAGCGUACGGGACAUGGAUUUGUUUUUUGGGGGGGGGAAGGGAAGGUCAAGGGGGAAAAAAAGAGGAGAGCGGUGAGGGUGGGGGCAGAUUCUUGAAUAUUUCAGUUUUUACCCUAUUGUAUGCAUGGUGCAGUUUUCUUUUGAAUUCCUCCCACACGAGACCAAAGAUGAAUCAAUUGCAUUGGCCAAACAUUCAAUUGUUUUGUGGAAAAGGGCUUUGAGACUUGGUGAAGCAUUCCAGGGUAACUAUGGGUAUAUUUUUUUUUACUUUGACCACAUCGCUUCUAUCUAGGGCAGGGGUCGGCAACCUACGGCUCCGGAGCCGCAUGCGGCUCUUUACGGGCUGCUUCUUGACGAUAUGUACGUAUGUACAGUAUGUACUCAGAUGCAUUGCGGCUCUUGAAAUACUGAAUUUUGUACCGAAUUGGAAAGAAAUGGCUCUUCUUGUUAUUUUGGUUGCCGACCCCUGAUCUAGGGUUGCCACCUGUCCUGGUUUUCCGAGGAUUGUUCUCUCUUUGAAGUACCUGUCCUGUGAAAUCUGGAAGUCUUCCUGUGACAUUAAUAAUACACCACUCAAGACAUGACAUUUACCUGGAGUUCUACCCUCUCCUAUGAUUGUGUGAUAUUAUUUUUUAUUAUUUGUCCCGAUUCUUGGUACCAAAAAGGUGCCAACCUUACUUUCACGUCUGGUUCUUUCCUGGGUUUAGCCUGUGGCCUUGUAACCUAUGCUCAUAUGAAGCCUACACAAGGCCCUCAAUAGAAUACAAAGGUGGACCCCAUCAGAAUUUUUCUCAGAACCAUCCCUGUAAACUCCGGGAGCCUUAAUUGUACCAAAUUUAACCAAUGCAUUUGCUCAGGCCCUCAGGAAAAUGGCAUGGGUGUUUUCAGCCCUCUCUGACUUAAGCUUCAAGAAAAAAAUGCCCGUGUGUUGCUAAGGAACAAAAAAUCUAUUCGGAUGGGAUUUUUAAAAUUGCAAACUAACACAUUCCUGCGGAGGAAGCUGGUAGGAACGUUGGGUUGCUCGGUCAAUGGCCAGGGUCAAUGGCGGCGUGGUGUAUUCCGCAAAUAUGGCCGACUGUGAGGGCGGGCACAAGCAGGCGUGAGUAGGUUAAACGUUGAGUUUUAUAAGGGCACCACGGGGUGACCAGUCCCUCCCAUUUUUGGAUGCAGGACGGACUGGACACAAUAAUCCCCUAUGGGCUGGUGGAACCAGGUGGUUCCUACCAGUAUAAUUGCCUUUGUAUUUUGAGCCACACAUGUAGAAGCAAGUUUGGUUUAAACUGUAUAAUGGAAAUGAUGUGUUUUUUUCAUAUUAUAAUAUAGAACCAUUUCUCAAGUCGCCUUUCAAUUAUAUUUAAACAUUUGUGAUGACAAUGUGGUGCAUUUACACACGGUGAAAUUAAAUCUUUACUUUUUAUAUUGAAAAAAAAUAUACAAAACAUAUGCUAAAUAAAUUCUAGAUUUAUAUUAACCCCAAAGUUUAUCUUUCAGCAAAGUUAAUUGACUGUACUCAAUGUUUGCCUUAAAGUAUAACCUGUUUUGCACUUAUUGGCUUUUGGGUUAAUGGUUUAACAAAUGUAUAUUCUGUAAAAAAAAAAAAUCCUAGUUUUACGUCAUUUGCUCACAGUAUUGUAUGUAUGGUACCUUUUUAAGUAGCGCCUUGCUGUGACAUUGUGCAACGUUUUCACGGUGUGUUUUGUAAGAAUUAUAUCUAGAUAUCGUA